AUGUCUGCGGCGCCAGUCAGUGAAAAAAAAGAGUUUCCUCCACAUCGAGAAAUAGCCCAUGUUCGCCAGGAUUUGGUGGUUACAAAAGAGAUUUUGGGGAUUGUAAAGGAUGAAAAUGACCGCCUACGUUCUCUAGUCGAUGAUCAGACUAGGGAAGUGUCACGACUGGAGAAGGAUUUAGAAGAAACAAGACGCGUACUUUUGUCACAGAUACACGUACUUGAGGCAGAGAUCGCCCGCCUUAAGACAAGUCGUUUUUCUCUUGAAGAAGAACUGUCUGAGGCUUUGUCAGAGCGCAAGCAUCUUUCUGGUCUCCUUCACAGUGUAAAAGGACAGGUAGAUGGUAGAUUGACCAAACUCAUUGAAGAGCUUCAACAGAGAGAUGAAACAAUUCACAAACUAGAGUAUCAGAGCAGGGAAAGUGAGCGCGAGAUUGAGCGCCUGAAUCGUAUAGUAAAGGCGGAUGACGUCAUGGAACUUGAAUUAGAGAAGGUACAGAGUAACUAUGCCAAGGCCUCGGCCGAAGUUGUUCUUCUUCAGGAGCAGAUAAACCAGUAUCAGUUGGAGUUAUCGUCAGCACGUGAGAAGACUCAACAGUUGUCCGAAAAUAGCACUGAUACUUCACAGAUUAGUCGAUUACGCGAAGUUACCUCACUUUUGCCUUUGUAUCGACAGUGGUUGUUUGAGGUUGAUGUUUCACUGAGGGAGAUUGAAGAUCAGUUAGAAGUUUCAUUAGAUGACAGCAUCGAUUCACUUGCUUACGUGACAUCGCCUGGAAUUCCUUAUAAGCCUCCAUCCAUUGAGAGACAACGAUUAGUGGAAAUGAAGAAAUUCGAGCGAGGUCGUAAAAGAAGUGAUCCAGCCGCAUAUUACGACGUUUGUGAAUCGUACGAAGAGUCUCUUGCGCUGUAUGUGCGUACAAUUCGAGAUGCUUGGGAUUCUGCAAGACAUCUGCUGGAAAAGGUAAAGGUUUUGUCAAGGCAGCUUUCAGAAACUACUAAAUCUGUUGUACAGGUAUCAGGGGAUUUGCAUGUAAAAACAAUGCCUGGUGCUCACUCAGAAGUAGUAAAGAGUGGUAAGAGUGUCUUGGGUGAGAGCGAGCAACCAGGUGUUGUCGGUUUUUUUAAGAAUAGCUUGCAGUUACAGCAUCAGUACUCGGAUGAUGACGAGCGCAAAAAGAAUGAUGAAAUUGUAAAUUUGAAAACAAUAGUUUCGAUGCUAGAAAGUGAGAAGGAUUUACUGGGUAAAGAACUUUCAAAAGCUAGACAGGAUGCAGCGUCUGCUUCAGUUAGUUAUGCUGACAAGGCAAGAGAAUUGGAAUGCAAAUUACGGGAUGCCGUGAAGUCGUCUGAAGAGUUGUCAGCCAAAACGUUGAAUGCACUACAAUUGGAGCAUGAACGAGAGAAGAGCGAUAUCAUGGCGGUGAAUUCGAAGUUGCAAGGUGCACUUGAAAUAGAAAGUGGCAAGGCAGAAAGUAUGAAAAAGUUGCUUGUCGAGAGUAAAAGGCGUCGGUUUGCUUUGAAGGAAGAGAAUCAUUCUAUUCGAAAGAAUCUACGGGAGAUGGAAGGCCUCCUCAGCACAGCACGAGUAGAGUUGCUGAAUGCAAGAAGGACAAUAGACUUGCUACAUGCUGAACUACAGUUUGCCAAGAGCCAUGAAGAGAACUCAGUUCGUUCUACUACUUCCAACGCCUUUAGCACCUUUAAAAGGGAAAUUCAGAGGAACUCCACGGAAUCGAAAACUGUAUUCUUACCUAGACCAUUGUAA
This is a messenger RNA of Trypanosoma grayi, 1767 nucleotides long. RefSeq lists its product as hypothetical. The record is from RefSeq and is a predicted model, not a curated record. The transcript has a single exon. Lineage: Eukaryota; Euglenozoa; Kinetoplastea; Trypanosomatida; Trypanosomatidae. Bases 1 to 1767 code for a protein of 588 amino acids.